Manis javanica (Malayan pangolin) is the source of this 3442-nucleotide messenger RNA. It is a transcript of the gene STK35, whose product is annotated as serine/threonine kinase 35. Gene Ontology annotation, biological process: protein phosphorylation; negative regulation of G2/MI transition of meiotic cell cycle. Gene Ontology annotation, molecular function: ATP binding; protein kinase activity. The record is from RefSeq and is a predicted model, not a curated record. Lineage: Eukaryota; Metazoa; Chordata; Mammalia; Pholidota; Manidae. Gene Ontology annotation, cellular component: nucleus; cytoplasm.
AACUGGUAUUUAUUAGGCGCCUACAGCGGGUAGCUCCCCUACACGCAGCCCAGGCGAGAAAGGGAGAGGCAGUUACGGUGCGCAGACAGCUGCGGAGACAGCGCGGCCGCAGCUGAUCGCGUGAAUUUGGCGCCUGUUUUUUGUUGGUGGGGUGUUCUCGCCUGUGAUUGGACCCCGGUGCAACGUGCCCGGUGCGCCGGGCUGCGGCUGCUCUGUCGACCUCUGCAGGACCCGGGAGGCACGGUACUCCAACGGCCUCCCAGGGGAUGGGCCACCAGGAACCCCCACUGGCCCGAGUGCUUGCGGGAGGUUCGACUUUUAUAAAUAGAUUAUGUAAAAGACUCAGCUGGAGAGAACACGCGGAGAGCGGCAGGAGUCAGGACACCCGGCUCUCCCCCGCCAGCGUCGCUGCCACCAUCCGCGCAGCAACAGGCUCAGUAGCUCGCCUGGCCCAGGCCAGCGCCACUCGCCGUGCUACGUACCGGCGGCAGCCCGGGCCUGGAGCGGACCAUCCCCAGCCGGGGGCCCCAGCGGGGAAACGGACCGCCCGGAAGUGGAGGGGCGCCGACCAGGUCACGAUCCAAGGUCCCGCUCCUCCUCGUCCCGGGGCUGGACGAAGGGAUGAGGCCGGGGGGGCCCGGGCAGCGCCGUUGCUGCUCCCCUCGCCGCCCGCAGCCAUGGAAACGGGGGAAGAGGACGGCACCCGUAGAGGUACACAAAGCCCCGCGCGGAAAAGGCGAAGCCCAGUGCCGCGGGCGCCCAGCGCGAAGCUGAGGCCGGCGGCGGCAGCCCAGGCCAUGGAUCCGGUGGAGGCCGAGGCCCCGGGCGAGGCCUACCCGGUGCGGCAGCGACCAGAGGGCGGCGGCGGGUCGGCUCGGCCGCGGUACAGCCUGUUGGCGGAGAUCGGGCGCGGCAGCUACGGCGUGGUUUACGAGGCAGUGGCAGGGCGCAGUGGGGCCCGGGUGGCGGUCAAAAAGAUUCGCUGCGACGCCCCCGAAAACGUGGAGCUGGCGCUGGCCGAGUUCUGGGCCCUGACCAGCCUCAAGCGGCGCCACCAGAACGUAGUGCAGUUUGAGGAGUGCGUCCUGCAGCGCAACGGGCUAGCCCAGCGCAUGAGCCACGGCAACAAGAGCUCGCAGCUUUACCUGCGCCUGGUGGAGACCUCGCUGAAAGGAGAAAGGAUCCUGGGUUAUGCUGAGGAGCCCUGCUAUCUCUGGUUUGUCAUGGAGUUCUGUGAAGGCGGAGACCUGAAUCAGUAUGUCCUGUCCCGGAGGCCGGACCCAGCUACCAACAAAAGCUUCAUGCUUCAGCUCACGAGCGCCAUUGCCUUCCUGCACAAAAACCACAUCGUGCACAGGGACCUAAAGCCAGACAACAUCCUCAUCACAGAGAGGUCUGGCACCCCCAUCCUCAAGGUGGCAGACUUUGGACUCAGCAAGGUCUGUGCUGGGUUGGCCCCCCGAGGCAAAGAGGGCAAUCAAGACAACAAAAAUGUGAAUGUGAAUAAGUACUGGCUGUCCUCAGCCUGUGGCUCAGACUUCUACAUGGCCCCCGAAGUCUGGGAAGGACACUACACAGCCAAGGCUGACAUCUUUGCCCUGGGCAUUAUCAUCUGGGCAAUGAUAGAAAGAAUCACUUUCAUUGACUCUGAGACCAAGAAGGAGCUCCUGGGGACCUAUAUCAAACAGGGGACUGAGAUCGUCCCUGUUGGUGAGGCGCUGCUAGAAAACCCAAAGAUGGAGUUGCACAUCCCCCAGAAACGCAGGACUUCCAUGUCUGAGGGGAUCAAGCAGCUCUUGAAAGAUAUGUUAGCUGCUAACCCACAGGACCGGCCUGAUGCCUUUGAACUUGAAACCAGAAUGGACCAGGUCACAUGUGCUGCUUAAAAUUCAGGGUAAAGCAUCUUGGGUGUUUUUAAACUAGGUUGACCCUCGGGACCCACAGUCUCUUCACGUCUCGCACAGCGGAUGGCAGAGGGGCAGGUGGCGGCUUGUUCGGUUGGCGAUCUCCCGACAGCUGGAUCUCCGGCAAUGUGAAGCUUUUGUUUGGAUUUUCCCCCUCCUUUUAGUUAACGCUCAAUUGUUUAUUUUAUUUGAUUUGCCUCUUUUUUUCCUCUUCUCUCUUUUUUUUCUUUUUUUAAAUGAUUAAGACUUCAGAAGACCAGGAAGCUAUGCUGUGGACAGGCACCAAUUUAAAAAAAUUCAAUAUGGACAAAACAUAUGUAUAAAUUUCAUUUUUAAUUUUUAUAAGGGGUUAGGGAGCGAUUUUGUUUUUGUCCUUUCUUUUCCAUCUUUCUUUACCCAUCUCUCAGUUCUGCGCAUAACACCUCGCUUCCCCAGAGAAGGCCUGCCUCUCCUUGGAGAAUUUUGUGGUUUCUCCUUGGACAGGGGCGUGAAGACAGGAGGCCUGUGGGCCACCUCCCCACCAGAUGCAGGACCUGCCCAGGCUGCUCCUGGUUAGCACUUAGGCCUUGAAAAUGAUCAGAAGUGGAGAGCCACCUGGAAGAGAAGACCAGGACUUGGCCAGGAGAACUCAAAAAAGGAGGUCUAAACUGAGGGUUUGUUCUCUGAGCGAUCAGAGGCCCCGGGCAACACCAGGACCUCCGACAGUGGGACUCCAUUCCUUCCUCUGCCCCUUGUAACUGGGAGCUCUGAGGUGGGGACGGAAGGUGACUGUCUCCCACUUCUUGGCGGGUGAGCGCCAGCCCACCCCAGCUGUACAAGCCUACCUUUCUGUUAGUGGGCUUCCUCCAGAGGAGGAUCCCCAGGAAAAACUCGUGCCAAACCUCUGCCUGGGACACAGCUGGCUCUUCAGUGGGCAUCUAUCACUCCUGUGAGGUCAGCACCCAUCACCUACUGCCCCCUGGAUCCUACCAAGCAUUCAGGUUGCCACAGAGACUGCCCAGGUCCCUGAGAUCCAGCUGUGACCAUUGCCAUAACAACAGGUCCUCCUGAACUGGUUGCCACUGUCGUCUCCUCACAGUAAAGGGUGUGCCCCAAGUGCUGGGCCCCGUAUGUCACAUAUGGUGACAAUGUUAAGCACCAUCUCCCUCACCUCCAGGGACUUCCUGUUAGGUGCCUGCCUCAGUGUAAAUGUGUCUAAUGGGAGAAGAACGGACCUGCCGGCAGCAGGGAAGGGACUGGGUAGGCCCCACAGCCAGUAGAGGCUUGUUUGUGUGUGUGCCCGAGCCGUGACCCUUCAGCCGCACCCCAGUGUCCAUCUGUGUGGGUGUUGGGACACUCUCCUGGCACCCUGGCGGCCUCCCUACUCACAGUUUCUGACCUAGGUGUCUUCUUACAAGGAGAGGGAGGCUGGCCCUGUCCUGUGCCCUCACCCAGAAGCUACUCUGGCUGCUCCAGAGGCUUUGUACCCUGUUGUAGCCACACAGGAGAGGGUCUUUGGGGAAGGGGAAAGGAAUUACUCUUUGUUUAGUUUUUGUUUU